UUUACUUAUGAUGUUUUGUACUUUUGCUUACUGUUUGUUGGACUGUUUGGCUUGACAUGUUUUUAUGUUUGCAUUCCUUUGCAAUUUGUUGCAGUUGUUUAUAUUGGCUUUUUUUGGUUCUUGAAAUGCAAUUAGGAUCUGCUUGAACCCUAUGAGAAAUAUAACAAUGUUCAUUCUUCUUUAAUUCUGUUUGUUUCACUGUUUGUACAAAUGCACCACAAGAUUUUACACAGUGUGUUGUAACUCAUUAUUUGGUCAAGUUUCAAUCUUUGGAGUAAUUAUUGGUAAAGAUUGUUUCUUCUGGUUGAAGGAGAGCUUUGGAGUAACGGUAAAGUUGUCUCCGUUUGACGGUCUCGGGUUUGAGCGUGGAAUCAGCCACUGUUGCUUGCAUUAGGGCCGACUGGCUACGUCACAUCCCUUUGGGUGCGGCCCUUCCCGGACCCUGCAUAAACGCGGGAUGCUUCGAAUUGUUUCUUUUGGUUCAUGCCUAAAAAUUCUUUUGCAUCAACUGUUUGUGUCUCUUCCAGCUAUUGGGAAGAGCAAAGAACUUGCACCUCAAGAUUUUUCUAGAAGUUCUAAUAUAUCUCUAUGGAUAUUUCCCGAAAUUCGAAUUGGAGUGUUACAAAAGCUGGUGGAUUUUGGUUUGUUUGUAUAACCUUAUUUACACAGUGGAAGGUGAAAGAAUAAAGUUCAUUUAUCUGCCUUCUAAUGUUUAACCAUCUUGGAGGUGGAAUAUGGAAAACCGAAACAUGGACAAACCUUCUAAUAGAGAAGGUUUAUCGCACUUUGUGAACAAGGAAGAACAAGCAGAGGAAAAAAGUUUGUCAAUAAAAGAGUCGGAACCAUACCACCUACUUAGACUUGGAAAUCCACAUUUUACUGAAAACUGCACUCAGAAGUUGUUCUUUCAUACUUCUCUUGGCUUACAAAAUAAGCUUCCGAAGCAUAUAAUAAGUUUCGAUGAAAGAUACUUCCUUCGCUGCCUUGAAUUGAUACAUAUCCAUUCCUUAAGAGUAGACACAUGCAAUUUCUCUUCAAAAAUGCAAAAUUUAUCAAAGAGUCUAGGUUCAAGAGAGAUUAGCAAUGAGAAUAUCUGCGCUAAUGGCAAUCUGGCGAUUGAAUGUCCUCAAGCUGCGGGGGCUGAGAGCUAUGUCGCGGACUCUUCUGGAGAGUGGAUUCUAGGUGCAAUAACUGGUAGUAAGAGUAUGCUGAACAUUUUAAACAGUCCUUUACUUAACCAAUUGGGCUCCGUAAACUGUACUGUUGAUUCUGGGAAGGAAAAUAUACAUGAUAGUGAAGAAGUAGUGUUUUCUGAUUUCAUGAGCUCUCCCGGUGGUUUUAGUGUCAGUUCAUUGGAGAAGCAACAGAAGGAGAUGACAGUUCCGGAAUAUCACAGAAGGGCUCUUUCUGUAUCUAGUACAACUUCGACAUGCUCAGACCAAUCUUUUCUUUCGGCAGCUGCCCCUAUUUCUCAAGGAAUGCUCCAGAGGAGAUGGAAAAACGGUUUACCACAUUAUGUCUUUUCCGUAGAUGGUACAAAGGAUGUUUAUACAGCUGAUUUGCUGAAGAUUGACUCACCUGAUGAUAAGUUUCUGGAUUAUGUUUACACAUUUCAUUCACGACAAGGAGGUAAAAAGGAACGUGCCUUCUCUGCAAGGGAAUCACAUCUUAUAGGUAAAAUGACGGUGUCAACUUCAGUUACCCUUGGCUCAACCAAGUCGGAGCUUAUGGAAACCCGAUUUGUUGUGUUUGGUUCAAUGGAUGAAUAUAUGGAUGAGAUACAAACAAGUCAUGUCCUCAGGAAAAACAAAAGAUUGGCAAAGAAAGUAACCGAUGUGUUCAGGACUAGUCAGUCUUACAAGCAGAGAAGCUUGUCCAAGUUCGGGGGAACAAGUGCCAUUCUUGAAGAUUCUUGUUGGAUGCCAUCCAUAGAUAUGUAUGAUGAUUACUAUUCAUGCGGCAACGCUCUUUUAGAUCAACAAAUUCCGCCAAAUUUCGAGUUGGCUGCCAUUGUUACGAGAGAUUGUAUUUAUGACAGCUCUAAGGAGGCAGAGACGGGUGGCUGGGGUUUGAAGUUUCUCAAGAAACCCCCGACUGGAAGUAAAACUGCAACUCCUGGGACGCCAGUGGAGUGUUGUACGCGUGGCACCAGUGAAUGCUCAACAAGCAUGGAUGUUAUAGUUCCUUCCGGUUUUCAUGGUGGACCGAGAAGCAGAAAUGCUGGGCCAUCAAGCCUGUUGGAGCGGUGGAGCUCCGGUGGGCAUUGUGAUUGUGGAGGCUGGGAUGUCGGAUGCCCCCUCACAGUGCUAAAAACUGGAGCUGAAGCUUCAUCACAAAUUACAUCUGGAGAAUGUCAAACUUUUGAUCUCUAUAUACAGGGUUCAAAACAAAGUGCACCAGUCAUGAAAAUGGCGAACAUCCACGAUGGUUUGUAUUACAUCCAUUUUCAUUCCACUCUAUCAGCUUUGCAGUCGUUUGCCAUAGCUGCCGCUUUCAUUCAUAGACAUAGUCCUUUCCUACGACCGAAACUGUACAGGAAGUGAAGUAAGUGAACCAAAGGAUGAUAUGUGUUGUUAUAGUUUUCUACUUUAAAAUGAAGUCAGACAAAUUGACUGCUAGAAAUGGUUCAAAGAUAUAACAUCUGAUUUUCUUUCAUGUUAUAUUUAUUUAUCUUAGCAGGCAGAUUAUUAGAUAGGAAAUUCGUUAGCUCAAGUUAUUAUUUUGUUACUGUAAUGAAUGAUACACUUUAGAAGCAGUAGUCAGUGUAUAAAUUGUCAAUGGGAUGGGGGAAUCCUUUUGUACUGUAACAGUUGAUUAAGUGACUGAAACAUAUUCAGUUUUGAUUGGUUUGUUCCUUUAGUCUUUAAUGCAAUUUUCAGGUAUCAAUUGAAACUUUA
This is a messenger RNA of Nicotiana tabacum (common tobacco), 2897 nucleotides long. The record is from RefSeq and is a predicted model, not a curated record. NCBI's taxonomy places the organism in Eukaryota, Viridiplantae, Streptophyta, Magnoliopsida, Solanales, Solanaceae.